AUGUCUCUCGAAGAAAAAUUCCAAGCCGCAGUUGAUAUUGUUCAAAAAUUGCCUAAAGAAGGUCCUCUACAAACUUCAAACGAUCAAAAACUUAAAUUCUACUCGUUGUUCAAGCAAGCUACAAUUGGAAAUGUCAACACUGAGAGACCUGGAAUUUUUAGUCUUGUUGAACGGAAGAAAUGGUUUUUAUUUUAA
Messenger RNA from Meloidogyne enterolobii, 195 nucleotides. The record is from the annotation of a GenBank genome assembly. Lineage: Eukaryota; Metazoa; Nematoda; Chromadorea; Rhabditida; Meloidogynidae.